Molecule: messenger RNA, 1599 nt
Organism: Malassezia globosa CBS 7966
Lineage: Eukaryota; Fungi; Basidiomycota; Malasseziomycetes; Malasseziales; Malasseziaceae
Exons: 1
Coding region: 1-1599 (532 amino acids)
Biological process (GO): protein phosphorylation
Molecular function (GO): protein serine/threonine kinase activity; ATP binding
Source: RefSeq, a predicted model, not a curated record
AUGUCUCUCGAGGAGCGCAAGUCUGAGGAGCGCCUCAUUCGCGCAGGCAAAGCCAAGAUCGAUAUUCGACUGAUUCUUGAAAAACCUUUCAAACUUGGCGAAGGCCGGAACUCGGAAGUGUACCUAGGCGCGUACCGCGACCUGUUACACGACUACGGGGAGCCAGCAAUGUUGGUGCACUGCCCAGGACAGCCUCCAGGAUUUGUGUCUUGGGAGCUGUGCGCUGUCAAACGCGUACAAGCUGACCGCGAGUCACAACUCGCCGGCUUGGAGGAAGCUUUUGCUCUUCGCCACUUGGGACACCAUCCACACAUAGUCCGACUUAUCACUGUACUGGACGAAAUGGGAAUUCGGCAAGAUCAGCCGUCUGACUUUCUGCGAAUUCACAAAGAUGAUCCUCCACGUCUGCUCAUUAUUCUUGAGUAUUUACCAUUCUCCCUUGCGCAAUAUGUGCGUAUGCACCCUUUUUCCGUCGACCUGCGCCAAUGGCUCGAGUGGGCUACGCAGUUGACCAGCACUAUCGACUGGCUGCAUACUCGUGGCUGUGUACACGGUGAUAUUAAGAAGGAGAACGUGCUUUUAUCUCACGACUUAUCCGUGAAGUUAUGUGACUUCUCGUCUGUUCUGUUCUCCAAUGCGGCCGUGCCUGCGACGGACGUUUAUUCAGUCGGUACACCUGCAUUCCGUGCGCCUGAACUAUUUUCUCUGUCGUCAUGGUCCCCGUCAGAAGAGCAUGGCUGUGCUCAUCCGGCACUCUCUUUCACACUGGACAUUUUCAGUCUUGGCGUGCUUCUGUAUUCGCUCGCUUCCGGCGUCGAUCCAAGUCAUCGUGUGAAAAGUGUGAUCGCUAUGCGGCAGCGGCAAAACCAUUUUUUCAUCAGUGAAGAAGAUGAUCGCAUGGAACGAAUGUCUUUCCAAGAAAGUUUGCCUUCAUCACGAUCCACAGACAUUCAUCGGUCCCUUGCAAGUCCCUCCGGCAGGUCAUCAGCAGCAUCAGAUGUCAGCUCAUCUCAUUUCAUGAUCAAUGAAUCGGUCCUCGAUCGUCUCCUCGACCCAUUGCCGCUUCCCCACGGCAUUAUAUCACAGCCGUCUUCAGCGACUUCUUCGCUAUCAGUCCCGAUGAUGACUCGCGCCAUUUCGUACUCGGGUACGCCGAAGCAGGAUUCUAGCUCAUUGAAUCGUUGCGUUUCGUUAUCAGCAACAUCUGGCGCAGAUCGAUCCUCCCGUCGCUCCGUCUCGUUGUCGAAACGCGCAGAAAUAGCCGGUCGCCCUCGCCCCACGUCUCUUGGACAUGGGCUUCCAGCUGAUACAUCCGCAACGUGUAACCCUUUAGAUGCCACGGACAUGAGAGGUACUCCGAUGAUGCCUUCGCCGCAAGUACAUAUUGACACUGGUAAUGAUGUUGAUCAUUCAUGUGCGUCGGAGCCGAUUGACACUCGUCCUUACUCUGACGGCGCUCCAGCCCUCAUUUUACCAGGCGGAGACCGUUUUCCUGACAAGCUACGUGAUCUAGUACGAGUGAUGGUGUCUCCGAAUCCUGAGGAUCGUCCAUCAGCAUCUCAAGUCCUUGCAACACUUAACAAUUAUCACAUGGUAUGA